This is a messenger RNA of Rhizophagus irregularis DAOM 181602=DAOM 197198, 909 nucleotides long. RefSeq lists its product as uncharacterized. Lineage: Eukaryota; Fungi; Glomeromycota; Glomeromycetes; Glomerales; Glomeraceae. The record is from RefSeq and is a predicted model, not a curated record.
AUGUCAGUUAGAUUAGAUAGGCUCGAUUUAUCAAAACACGUUAUAAUUCUUACUGGAGCUACUGAUGGUAUCGGUAAAGAUAUGGCAAGGAUUUUAGCUGGAUUUAAUCCAAAACGAUUGGUUUUACCAGCUCGUAAUAAAGAAAAAGGAAAUAAUUUAUUAGAAUAUAUUAAAUCUUCUAACGGACAUGCAAAUAAUGUCGAAAUUUGGGAAAUGGAUUUAGCAGAUUUACAAAGUGUAAAAAAUUUUGCUAAUAAAUUCAUCAAUGAAGUCGGGGAAUUACAUGUUCUAAUUCAUAAUGCGGGUAUAGGCGUUCAAAAUCAAAUCAUUAAAACGAAGGAUAACUUGGAAAUACAAUUUCAAGUCAACCAUCUAGCACCAUUUUUACUUACUUCAUUGUUAUUGGAUACAAUAAAAAAAUCAGUUUCUACCGAAUUACCCGGAAAAAUUGCAUUAACUAGUUCAGAAGCAAAUCAGUUUGGAGAAAUUGAUUUUGAUAAUUUAAACCUUGAAAAAGGUAAUUACUGGAAUCCUAUUAAAGCCUAUGGAAAUACGAAAUUGAUGAAUGUUAUCGUUGCCAAGGAAUUAGGCCGUUUAGUUCAAGACGAUAAUAUUACAACAUAUUCGCUUCACCCUGGUGUAAUUCAAACGAAUAUUGGUCACUUGAAUUAUACCAUCUCAAACGUUUUAUUCAAUAUUUUUGUAUCAAUACUUAGGCUUAAGAUAUCAUCCGAACAAGGUGCCAUGAAUACUCUUUAUCCUAUAUUUCCUCUCGAAAUUAAAGAAACAGGAAAAUACUAUAAUUUAGGAAUUGAGCAUGAGCCAAAUAAAAUUGCAUAUGACCAAGAAAUUGCAAAAAAACUCUGGGAUGUUUCUGAACAAAUAUUAAAAGAUCACAAUAUGAUUUAA